AUGAACACACACUUUGUUGCUCUUGGCGACGUGGUCAUCGACCAUAUCCCUAUUCAGGCCGACGUGAUGCCUGACCAUAUAUUCGUAAGUUGGAAUGGUCUCAAUGAGACCCCACUACCCGUGGAUGACCGGGAGGAGGACCAAGCUUCCUCCCCGGAAGCCCCACCGUCAUCCGAGGUCUCUUCUGAAUCGGACGACAAUAAAGACGUACAAGUGACCGUACCAAGCUGUCCUGUUGAGGCGACUGGGCACGAGGCUCCCGUUGCACACGAGAGACCGCCUGAUGCCACCAAUGAGGAUGUGGAAUUGGAUAACGAAAGUGAUGAUGAGCCCAGCCCUGAGAUAACCGAGAGGCAGCUAGAGGCUGUGAGGACAGCUUCAGAGCAAAUCCAUCUUCAUAGGAGCUUCCAACCUAGACCAUCUCGGUACAAGUUCGUGUUGUCCUCUGUUUGCUGA
Messenger RNA from Perkinsus marinus ATCC 50983, 456 nucleotides. RefSeq lists its product as hypothetical. The record is from RefSeq and is a predicted model, not a curated record. NCBI's taxonomy places the organism in Eukaryota, Perkinsozoa, Perkinsida, Perkinsidae. The transcript has a single exon. The coding region runs from base 1 to 456 and encodes 151 amino acids.